CAUAGACGUCAGCAAUUGAAUGGAUGGUCACUGGUGUCACCUGAGCGUCAAGUGGAUGGCAACUGCCUUCGGUUUACGACUAAUCUAAAUUUAAACAUCGGCUAACGUUUUUCUGCCUUCAAAAAAAAAAGCUGAAGUUAGUUUAAACUUUGCAUCCAACAGGUGUCACAGAAAUCAGCGAAGAGAAAGAGAAACGUCAGUAUGUUUCCCUUAGAUUCGCCCUGGAAUAUAUCUUUCGCUGGCUGCGGUUUUCUCGGUAUCUAUCACAUAGGAGUUGCAAGUUGUCUCCGAGAGCAAGCUCCGUUUCUGGUGGAAAAUGCCCGGCACAUUUACGGAGCUUCAGCCGGCGCUCUCACCGCCUCUGCACUGGUCAGCGGGGCUUGUCUUGGAGAGGCAGGCGCCAACAUUAUUGAUGUAGCGAAAGAGGCACGCAAGCGCUUUUUGGGGCCCAUGCACCCCUCCUUUAACCUGGUGAAGAUCAUGAGGAGCAGCCUCCACCGCGUGUUCCCACCCGACGCCCACAUCCGCGCCACAGGCAGACUGGGCAUCUCCCUGACCCGCGUGACUGACGGGGAGAAUGUGCUCGUGUCACAUUUUAACAGCAACGAGGAGCUGGUGCAGGCCUGUGUGUGCAGUGCCUACAUUCCUGUGUAUGCUGGUCUUAUUCCUCCAACGUUACAGGGAGUGCGGUACGUGGAUGGGGGGAUCAGUGAUAACUUGCCUCACUAUGAGCUGAAGAACACCAUCACGGUCUCUCCGUUCUCUGGAGAGAGCGAUAUCUGCCCGCGAGACAUCAGCUCCACCAACCUGCACGAGUUUCGCUUCACCAACACCAGCAUUCAGUUCACACUUUCCAACCUUUACAGGGUCUCUAGAGCCCUGUUUCCCCCAGACCCACAGGUGAUGAAGACCAUGUGCAAACAGGGAUACAAAGAUGCUCUCCACUUCCUCAAAAAGAAUGGCCUGCUGCAGUUCCGAGGGCCCAGCCGACCACUUGGUGCUGCAGGAGCAGUAGGUGAGGAGGAUUUAGAGGAUGAAGAAGAUGAUGAAGGGGAGAGAGAGGAGGAGGAGGAGGAGCACAAAGGCACAGAGAAACAAGCCGUCCUGCAGAGCCAGUCCUCAUUGGAGGAGCAUGUCUUUGAACACCUCCCACCGCGACUCCACCGAGCCCUUGUGGAAGCCUGUAAGGAGAGGCGGAGCCUCCUUCAGUCGCUAGGCAACUGGCUGCCCGUUAGGAUGGCAUCGGCCAUUUUGUUGCCCUAUACGCUUCCCCUGGAAUCAGCACUGUCUAUGACCAUCAGGUUGCUGGAGUGGCUGCCUGAUGUCCAGGAGGAUGUGGGUUGGAUGAAGGAGCAGAUGGUGAGGUUACUGCAGAGUGCUCUGCACCAUGCUGGGAAAAGUGUGUCCCAGCAGGUUUCUGCACGGUUUUCGUACCAACUGGAACUGACACAUUCCCAGUCUCUGCCCACUUAUCUCGGUGCCUCCAGCCUGCUGCCCUCCCAGCUGAAUCCAGCCAGUCUGGUGCCCGGUUGGCUGAGUGGGGGCAGCUCUUCAGUUCUGGAUGCCAUCGGCAAACUGGACCAGUACCAGCGCCAGCUGCUGCCGGGCGUCUUCUGUGUUAAUCUGAACUUUCGCGGUUCCUUCAGUGCCAGCUCGUCAUGCCCAGAUGCCCUCUCUCAUCAGGACAUGGACCUGGACGAGGGCUUGACCAUGCGCCCGGUUGGACCCCAGUAACCACCAG
Molecule: messenger RNA, 1741 nt
Organism: Chanos chanos (milkfish)
Lineage: Eukaryota; Metazoa; Chordata; Actinopteri; Gonorynchiformes; Chanidae
Gene: pnpla2
Product: patatin-like phospholipase domain containing 2
Exons: 9
Coding region: 202-1734 (510 amino acids)
Biological process (GO): positive regulation of triglyceride catabolic process; lipid homeostasis; triglyceride catabolic process
Cellular component (GO): lipid droplet; cytoplasm; membrane
Molecular function (GO): triacylglycerol lipase activity
Source: RefSeq, a predicted model, not a curated record